Molecule: messenger RNA, 3368 nt
Organism: Cottoperca gobio
Lineage: Eukaryota; Metazoa; Chordata; Actinopteri; Perciformes; Bovichtidae
Gene: apba2b
Product: amyloid beta (A4) precursor protein-binding, family A, member 2b
Exons: 12
Coding region: 273-2087 (604 amino acids)
Biological process (GO): chemical synaptic transmission
Cellular component (GO): cytoplasm; plasma membrane; dendritic spine
Molecular function (GO): protein binding; amyloid-beta binding
Source: RefSeq, a predicted model, not a curated record
AGUGGAGAGAGGGAGAUGAGGAGGCGAGGCAGGAGUGGAGAGAGGGAGAUGAGGAGGCGAGGGAGGAGUGGAGAGAGGGAGGUGAGGAGGACCAGGUCAGGCCGGAGCCGUGGGUGGGACGAGAGAGGCACCGGUUGGAAGAGUGGGUUGAGGGAGAGGGCGAGGUUCGCUGCGAGGUGGUGGAGCAAGAUCCAGAUGAACAGAUUUACAAUGGAAGACCAGAACCCAUCCUGGACCAUCACCAUCACCCCCAUCCCCACCACCACCCCUCCAUGACAGACACCCUGCAGGACCGGGAGGAAGAGGCGGACGCAGAGAGCGAGGAGUACUGCCCUAAUGAGGAAGAAGACGAGGACGGGGACGAGGAGGAGACACAUGGAAGGGCCUACCCUGAAGACUACUAUGCCCCAGAAGACAAUGGGAACUCAGUGCGAGCCUCUCCGUACCGUAGCCGUAAGGUGCUGGUGGUAGAGGGGGAGACGGGGGAGGAGGCAGAGGAGGACAUUGACCAAAUUGUUGCGGAGAUCAAGAUGAGUAUGAGCAUGGGGAGUCUAAGCAGUGGCACUGACCAAAGCCCAGAGGAGCUGACGCAGGACCCUGCACCAAGUGACUACCCUCACCCUAAGCCUGACACAGCCCCCUAUCCACCAGCUCACCAUCGCCACGACAGCAGGCCCAAGUCCCUUAACCUACCCUCCAUGCACCACAACAACCCUGACCUCCAGAGGGGCAUCAAAGCACAUGCACGCUCCCCUGAAGACAGGCAGAGAUGGCAAUCAGAGCAGGUGAGCAAUGGUGCGGAGCAGCCCAGAAAACAGCAGCGCUCUGACCUCAACGUCCCCCUGGAGAACAACAAUGUACCAGAGCCAACAAAGAAGGCUGCAUCGUUCCCCAGCUUUGUCGAUGUCCCAGGACCCUGCGAACCUGAAGACCUGAUUGAUGGAAUUAUCUUUGCUGCUAACUACCUGGGCUCCACUCAGCUGCUGUCUGAGAGAAACCCCUCCAAGAACAUACGCAUGAUGCAGGCUCAGGAAGCUGUCAGCAGGGUCAAGAGGGUACAGAAGGCUGCCAAAAUCAAGAAAAAGGCGAGUGCCGACGGAGACGCCCAAACCCUCACUGAGGUUGAUCUGUUCAUCUCCACCCAGAGGAUCAAAGUCCUCAAUGCAGAUUCACAGGAAACGAUGAUGGACAACGCUCUCCGUACUAUAUCCUACAUUGCCGAUAUUGGGAACAUUGUGGUCCUGAUGGCGAGACGCCGCAUGCCUCGCACAGCCUCCCAGGACUGUAUUGAAACUGCGCCCGGGGCACCUGAGGCAAAGAAGCAGUACAAGAUGAUAUGCCAUGUCUUUGAGUCUGAAGAUGCCCAGCUCAUCGCUCAGUCCAUCGGACAGGCAUUCAGCGUCGCUUACCAGGAGUUCCUGAGAGCCAAUGGCAUUAACCCAGAGGACCUGAGUCAGAAGGAGUACAGCGACAUUAUCAACACCCAGGAGAUGUACAAUGACGACCUCAUUCACUUCUCCAACUCUGAAAACUGCAAAGAGCUGCAGCUGGAGAAGAGUAAAGGGGAGAUCCUGGGUGUGGUGAUAGUGGAGUCCGGCUGGGGCUCCAUUCUUCCCACAGUUAUCUUAGCCAACAUGAUGAACGGCGGGCCAGCGGCUCGCUCUGGCAAGCUCAGCAUCGGAGACCAGAUCAUGUCCAUCAACAACACCAGCCUAGUGGGGCUGCCACUCGCCACCUGUCAGGGAAUCAUUAAGGGCUUAAAGAACCAGGUUCAGGUGAAAAUGAAUAUUGUCAGUUGCCCUCCUGUUACCACUGUCCUCAUUAAGAGACCAGAUCUGAAGUAUCAGCUGGGCUUCAGCGUCCAGAACGGCAUUAUAUGCAGUCUGAUGCGAGGAGGCAUUGCUGAGCGAGGCGGGGUCCGUGUGGGUCACAGGAUCAUAGAGAUCAACGGGCAGAGUGUGGUGGCCACAGCACAUGAGAAGAUCGUCCAGGCCCUCUCGAACUCUGUUGGCGAGAUUCACAUGAAGACCAUGCCGGCGGCUAUGUUCAGACUUCUAACAGGACAGGAGACCCCUAUGUACAUAUAGACGAUGGCCAGGGACUGUCCACCGGACAGGCCGUCAGCUGUGAUUGGUUAUUUUACGGGGCAAACCAAGCUGACCAGUGACCGGGGGAGGAUUGCUUCUCCCAGUCGUUUCAUUUCUCUCCUUUUCUUUUUCUUUCUUUGAGGUGAUGACUUUAAUUCUUCAUCAUCUCUCCCUUGUCUGUGCUUAACAUGCAAUGGCCAUUUUUCCAUCUGACCAGCUGAAGUGUGUGUGUGUGUGUGUGUGUGUGUGUGUGCGUGCGUAUUUUUUUGUCCCGUCUGUGCUUUUCCGUGUCACUUCAGUGAGUGUGUGUAGACGGACUUAUCGAGCGAAUGCGUCACAAUUUAUUUUUUUAUAUUCAUGUAAUGCAAUAUGAUACUUCUACUAUACUUCUUGUAUAGUUUCAUUUUCUUCUCGGUUUAUUUAUUUCUCAUGUAAAUACAUAUUUUGCUAAUAUUGCGAGUGAAGGCGUUGGAGGGGCAACAGCUGCAUUGUAAAUAUUUAUUGAAUCUCGCUGUUGAAUUGAAACGGUCCGAGAUGAUGGCAAAGACAAUUAAAUGCCGGAUAUCAUAGUAGUUGCCUGUGAAAAGGGGGAAUGUGUUUGAAAUGUUGGGUUUAAAUAUGCUACAUUGAUAAAAUGUACAUGUAGAUCAAACCAAUGUUCGCAGCAGGGGUUUAUGGGAGAAACGCCAUAUCCUUUUGAUUUUUUUCAUUUUACGGCAAUAUGAGUUCAGCCUCUGAAGUCUUUUCUAAAUCUCAUGUACAAACACUCACACACAUUUAAAUAACAAGCAACCGAGUAAAACUAUUAACAUGCAUCAAUUAUGCUUUUGAUAUCAAAGUCACUUGUAUGAAAAAUGAAGUUUUCUUUCGUGUGCUACUCUACUGUAUGUUCAUCUUUAGUGUUCCUGACUGAAACUCAUGCAUACUAUGAGCGGAUUGUGAAUGUAACUGUGUUGUGUGAGCUGUCCCAUUGCCAUAAGCAGUAUUAGAAUGUUUGUACAUAAAGAGAAACUUGUCUAGUAUUGUGUUCAUGUUAAAAAAAACAAAACACACAGGUUUAGUCACUGCAAACAUCUGCCCACCUGUAUGUUGGCUUUCAGUCCUGAGAGGGAAAGGGAGAACUGUGAAUCACACACUGUGACAGAGACGAGCCUUACCGCCGAGUAAAGGUUUUACAAUGCAUUGUAGUGAAUUUUAACCAUAUGAACAUUAUCUGUGUGCAUGCCUCGUAAAGUAGUUUCAUGUCAUUGUGGCAAGAUAAUAAAAUCUGAGUUAAACCUG